This is a messenger RNA of Stylophora pistillata, 831 nucleotides long. RefSeq lists its product as uncharacterized. Lineage: Eukaryota; Metazoa; Cnidaria; Anthozoa; Scleractinia; Pocilloporidae. The record is from RefSeq and is a predicted model, not a curated record.
UACUCUCAACGUUGGCCGGCAAGCAUGAAAUUUCUCACAUGCAGUUUGCCUUUUGUUUGUACACUGAUUCAAGCUACAGUGGCAACUGCAGGAGAUGUCUGUUCUUAUGUGGCUAUAGAAACAGUUAAAAGUCAGUUCGGGAUUGGACGCGAGCCUUAUUUACAACAGAUCAAAAUAUGAAAAUGAUAAAGAUUUUCUAGUCUAUCGCGCUCAGAAAAAUUCUGAACAAUUUGCUUACAUGAAAAAAAAUGAAUCAAGAGGGAGUUGUUCUGGUCCCCUGUCGGAUGUUUGUAAGGAGCGUAAGGUAGAGUUUAGGGGCGAUAACCAAACACUGCUGGUGAAGAUCUUCAAUACCACUGUCAAUGAUAGUGGACAAUACGCAGUGUGGGCCAGCUUUAAGCAACUUCAUCCUGACGAGAAAACAGCGAAAUGCCUAAAAGUGAUUCAUGUCAAAGUAGAAGAUAACUCCACAGAAACCAGGACAAGCCCUACUCCUCAAUCGACUCGGGUCACUAGUCCCAGUAGCAGCUCAGCAGGUCUCACCAGCUUAGGGUGGAAGACAGUAACAAUCACAGUGAUUUUGGCUGUCACUGCUGUAAAUAAGUAUUAGUUGAAAGUAGAAACAAGAAAAUUGAUCAAUAUCUGUCGAUGAAAGGAACCUGACCAUCAAUCUCCUUCCUAGCAUCCUCUCUCUACCUCCCUUCAGAAAGGGAGGGAAAGAGACAUGUGAACGAGGCUGCCUGACCAUUUGAACUCUGAGAGAUAUCGCCGUCACGGUUGUUUUCAACCAAAGCUCCCCGAUCGACACAAUAAACGGCAGCGUAAAAUUCA